ACUUACGAGGACCACGUCCGCUCUUCUCGCGGAGGAUCUGUUGUCUUAAGUUUGCGAAUGAUUCGUUGAGCUCUGCACUCACAUAAAUGACCGUUCAACACGCGCGCCUCUCUCAUUUUAUUUACAGAUGACCGUAGCGGCAGCAAUGGCAGGGUCAAAUAUGGUCUUUUCCGAUGUUGAAAGUUUUCUAGACGAGCACCCGGAAUUAUUAGAGGACUAUCUGAACAGAAAAGGCAAGGCAAGUAUGGUGGAAAAGUGGCUGAAGAACCGUCACGCGACUAAAACUCCGGCGAACUCCAGAACGGAAGCGGAGAAAGCGGCGAACGCGUGCAGCAAAGACAGCUGGGCGAGCAGAAGCGACGGGCUGCAGAGACGAGCGUCGCAGAAAGAGCUGCGGAAAACCUUCGCCAGGUCUAAAGCCAUCAACGCCAACAGGACUUACGACGAACACGUUAACUCCAGAGCCCAGGAGCCGCUGACCAGCAUGAGGAGACGCGCGCUGCUGCGUAAAGCCAGCUCUCUGCCGCCAACCACCGCGCACAUCCUCUCCGCGCUGCUGGAGUCCCGGGUCAACAUCCCUCAGUACCCCUCCACCGCCGUAGACUACAAAUACUACCUGAAGGAGCACAACGAGAGGGAGUUCUUCCUGGAGCUCGUCAAAGACAUCUCCAACGACCUGGAUUUGACCAGUCUGAGCUACAAGAUCCUGGUGUUUGUGUGCAUCAUGGUGGAUGCUGACCGCUGCUCCCUGUUCCUGGUGGAGGGACCGGCCAGUAAAAAGACUCUGGUGUCCAAGUUCUUUGACGUUCACGCUGGAACCACAGUGUUGCCCUCUCUCAGUAACUCGGAUGAGGUGCAGGUGCCCUGGGGAAAGGGCAUCAUUGGAUAUGUGGCUGAACAUGGGGAAACUGUCAGCAUUCCCGAUGCAUAUCAGGACCAUCGUUUCAGUGAUGAGAUUGAUAAACUCACCGGAUAUAAAACCAAGUCUCUGCUGUGCAUGCCCAUCCACAACAGUGAUGGAGAUGUCAUCGGGGUCACACAGGCCAUCAACAAGAGUCCCAAUGGAGCACUCUUCACCGACGAUGACGAAAAGGUGUUGCAGAUGUACCUGCCGUUCUGUGGCAUCGCCAUCUCAAACGCCCAGCUCUUCGCUGCCUCCAGGAAAGAGUACGACAGGAGCAGGGCUCUUCUGGAGGUUGUGAACGAUUUGUUCGAGGAGCAGACCGAUUUGGAGAAGAUCGUGAGGAAGAUCAUGCAUCGAGCUCAGACGCUGCUGAAGUGUGAACGCUGCUCCGUCCAGCUGCUGGAGGACAUCGAAUCUCCGGUGGUGAAGUUCACCAAGUCCUUUGAGCUUCUGUCACCCAAGUGCAGCGCCGACAUGGAGAACAGUUUCAAGGACAGCAUGGAAAAAUCGUCCUAUUCUGACUGGCUGAUUAAUAACAGCAUUGCAGAGCUGGUCGCCUCCACUGGGCUUCCUGUGAAUAUCAGCGAUGCCUACCAAGACCCACGCUUCGACGCUGAAGUGCUGUCAUAUCACGCCACUUGCUCAAAGACUGAGGUGGAUAAGUUUAAGCGAACUACCCCCAUGCUCACAAUACACCCUCUGGUGUGUGAACUGGGCAUUGAUAAACUAUCGUUUGACGACUUCUCUCUGGAUGUGGAUGCCAUGGUCACUGCAGCUCUGCGGAUGUUUAUGGAGCUGGGAAUGGUGCAGAAAUUCAAGAUAGACUAUGAGACACUUUGUCGGUGGCUGUUGACCGUGAGGAAGAACUAUCGCAUGGUUCUGUAUCAUAACUGGAGACAUGCAUUCAACGUAUGCCAGUGCAUGUUUUCCAUGCUGACGACGGCCGGCUUCCAGGAGACUCUGACUGAGAUGGAGAUUCUGGCUCUGAUAGUGGGCUGCAUCUGCCAUGAUCUGGACCACAGAGGAACCAACAAUGCUUUCCAGGCCAAGACGGGAUCAGCUCUCUCUCUUCUUUAUGGGACAUCAGCCACGCUAGAACACCAUCAUUUCAACCAUGCUGUUAUGAUCCUGCAGAGCGAGGUAAACUUAAAGUUACCAUGA
Sinocyclocheilus rhinocerous is the source of this 2065-nucleotide messenger RNA. Its product is annotated as dual 3',5'-cyclic-AMP and -GMP phosphodiesterase 11A-like. NCBI's taxonomy places the organism in Eukaryota, Metazoa, Chordata, Actinopteri, Cypriniformes, Cyprinidae. The record is from RefSeq and is a predicted model, not a curated record. Gene Ontology annotation, molecular function: 3',5'-cyclic-nucleotide phosphodiesterase activity; protein binding. Gene Ontology annotation, biological process: signal transduction. The transcript has 11 exons. Bases 128 to 2065 code for a protein of 645 amino acids.